GUAAGCUGUCUAGUUUAAACUGGAGGUGAUUGCAAGGAAAAGGGCGCAAGAGCGGGGAUAGCGGGAGGAAAGUUUCCAGGACUUUACACUUACUGAUUUCCCGUGCAAGUUCUCCGCUUCGUUUAAAAAGAAUCGAGCGUCGGUACUGCUCUCCUCCACGCUCCACACUGGACAGCGCUACUCCUGGUUCUGGUCGGUCAACUCGGAGGGCUCUCAGAUACUCAUGUAAGGAAUUUACCUGUCUGAAUGGAAAUUUACUGACAGAGCUACCAGGAGUGGGGAUUAUUUACAGGGCACUUCUAUUCUUGGUACCAAGCUCUGUAGUAUAUAUGGAGGGAUCUCAGGAUGGCUUGCACCAGAAAGACCAAAACGGUGGUAUCCACUUGUGUGAUCUUGAGUGGUAUGACCAAUAUUGUGUGCUUGCUUUACGUGGGAUGGGUUACUAACUACGUCGCCAAUGUGUAUAUAAAAGUGCAAGAACCGGUGCCAGAGAAAAAGUUAGAGGAAGGCAACAAGGGGGAAACUUUGAGGAUUAUAGAAAGACUGGAUCGGCUCGAGAAUGUAGUCAAUCAACACAUACAAGAAGCGCCUCAGAAGAUUGACGAGAAUGCCGUGGAAUCCUUCUCCGAUUCCUCAUUGUUCGCUCACUGGGGACAAGAUCUGAGCCCGGAGAACCGGAGAACUGCACUCAAGAAAUUCCAGUACUACGGUUACAAUGCCUACCUAAGUGAUCGCCUUUCACUGGACAGAAGCAUACCUGACCUCAGGCCUGAUGGAUGCAAAAACAUUUCCCACCCUACAAACCUCCCUCAAGUCAGUAUAGUGUUCAUAUUUGUAAAUGAAGCUCUGUCCGUUAUCCUGAGAUCCAUUCAUUCAGCCAUAGAAAGGACCCCUGCUCAUCUGCUGAAGGAGAUUGUUCUGGUAGAUGACAACAGCAAUGAUGAGGACCUGAAGGAGAAGUUGAGUGAUUCCGUGGAGGAGUUGAAUGGCCGUCAGCCCGGUUUUAUUAAGAUGGUCCGGCACACCAAGCAGGAAGGGCUGAUCCGCUCCCGGGUGAGUGGCUGGAGAGCUGCCACAGCCCCCGUCGUCGCCCUCUUUGAUGCCCAUGUGGAGUUCAACGUUGGGUGGGCUGAGCCCAUUCUCCUGAGAAUCAAAGAGGACCGGACUCGCAUCAUCUCUCCUUCAUUUGAUAACAUAAAGUAUGAUAACUUUGAGAUUGAGGAGUAUCCUUUGUCAGCACAAGGGUUUGACUGGGAGCUCUGGUGUCGAUAUCUUAACCCUCCAAAGUCCUGGUGGAACCUGGGAAAUUCUACUGCACCAAUAAGGAGCCCUGCACUAAUUGGCUGUUUUGUGGUAGACAGACAGUAUUUUGAAGAGAUUGGUUUACUUGAUGAAGGAAUGGAGAUCUAUGGUGGAGAGAAUGUGGAGCUUGGUGUCAGGGUGUGGCAGUGUGGGGGCAGCGUGGAGGUCCUCCCUUGCUCCAGGAUUGCUCACAUAGAGAGGGCCCACAAACCAUACACUGAAGACCUGACAGGUCACGUCAGGAGAAAUGCUUUGAGAGUGGCAGAGGUUUGGAUGGAUGAGUUCAAAAGCCAUGUCUACAUGGCAUGGAACAUACCGCAGGAGGAUUCUGGGAUUGACAUUGGUGAUAUUUCAGAGAGGAAGGCCCUCAGGAAGAGGCUGCAGUGCAAGACGUUCCGAUGGUACCUUGUCAACAUUUACUCAGAGAUGAGGAUGUACACAGACACCAUCGCCUAUGGGGUGCUAAAGAAUUCCCUCAAAAGUGACUUGUGUCUUGAUCAAGGGCCAGACACAGACAACAUUCCAAUCGUGUACAUCUGCCAUGGAAUGACUCCUCAGAAUGUUUACUAUACCAGUAGCCAGCAGUUCCAUGUUGGUGUCCUGAGUCCUACAGUAGACGAUGAUGACAAUAAGUGCCUGGUGGACGUCAACAGCAGGCCAAAGCUGAUUGAGUGCAGCUAUGCCAAAGCAAAGAGGAUGAAACUCUAUUGGCUGUUUACUCAGGGAGGUUCGAUCCAGAACAGAAAAUCAAAGCGUUGUCUGGAGCUCCAGGAAAGCACCGAUAAUGAGUUUGGGUUCCAUCUUGUUCUCCAAAAGUGUACAGGGCAGCAGUGGACUAUCACAAAUCUCUUGACAGGGUCGUCAUUAUGAUAGACUCUUAACUCGCUAAGGUCAAGCAUUGUCUCACAACAUACUCUGCCGGACUGGGAGACUGUUUUGAUGAGGAAAGACUCAAAGUUUAUGCCUUCUGAACACAGGUUUUUGUUUUUGGGGUGGGGGGGGGGGAUUGACAGAAGAACUAUUUCUAUCAUCUUUCUGUCCUGGCCUUCAUAUAAUAACCUCAUACUAUAAAUGUUGAACACUUUUAUAGUUAUAUGUGCUUAUAAAAUCAACCAGGAUUUGGUGAUUAAUAUAUUUUGCAGCUAGAGAGAGAGAGAGAGAGAUAGAGAAAGAAACAUUUUUGUAUGAGGUAUGCAUAACCUUCUUUUGUGUUUCAAAAUGUUGAAGUCCAUUCUGGGGAGUUUUACUUGACCUUAUGCACUCAUUCUGUACUUGACACUUUUUUGCUACCAUGUAGCACAUGUUUGCAACAUUUCCUGCUGUAAUUUUACUUGUGUUUCAGACUAGUAGGAUCAGAGUUUAUUAUGAAAUCAAGUUGUAUGGUGUGAUGGAAUAUGUCAGACGCAAGAUUUUAAAAUAUUUUCUAAAUGUAAAUACUGAUUAAAUUGAGAAUAUUUAUAAUAUCUGACAAAAAAAAAAUCAGUAUUGAUGAAAAAAGUGUAGUGUGUUUUAUUUCUUUUUAUAUCCACUGCAGAUGAUUAGGCAGUAAUGGUAAUUAAUGGUCUUGCCUGAAGCGGAAACCCACACUAAGAAAUAUAUUAAGACAGUCCAGCUUUAGUAAGUGCUGGUUUAAUGGGCAGUGUUGUGUGAUACACAGCCGUUACGGAUUCUGUUCCCUGUCAGUGAGAUGAGGUUAAAAGCUUCAAAAUCACAAAUGCAGAUGAGCACGCUUGCUGGCUUGCUGGCUUGCUGGCGUGCUGGCGUGCUGUGCAGUGGUAGCAAUUGUGUGUUAGUCAGUCUUUGACUCUGGUUCAAACUGACUGGGGAACCCAACCUCUGGAAAAACAAUGUAUUAAAAAUAGAAAAUCAACUGGACGUAACUACAGAACUUUAAGGACUAUGCUAUACUCUUGUGGGUCCUAUUGACAACAGUCCACUGGCAGAUUACCCAACUUUAUUUAAUUAACUAAGUCAACUUUUAAAAUAAUUAGAGCAUUGGGAAUAGGACCCAACAUGAGCAUAAUUGGCAGACAAUGAGGAUAUUUGAUUCUAUCUGUCUUUGGGUAUUUCUGUUACUGUAUAUUCUUUCAAAUACAUGCGGUCCAUUGCUUUAAUCUUUGUAUUAUCAGUAUAGUGACAUGAAAAAAUCUGGGAGCCAGUUGCAUUUUAAAAGGUGUUUGAAGGACACCCAGGUGUUUUCAUUUGCCUAAAGAGGCUGCACUUAUUUGGUAAUUGCAGGAAAUCCAGUCCAUUUGUUAAAUGUAGUGGCACAUUUAAAUGUGUUUAUUUUCAGUUUCUAGAAAAAGCAACAUUUCUGAGAGAAAAAAAGCCAAUCCUGCCAUAAAUCUUUAAGCAUUACAUGACUAGAGGAAAAAUGCUGUGGUAUCAAUUUUUGAUAUGCUUGUGUUUAUGUUUGACCAAAAUAAUGUUAAAUAUUUAUAAUACAAAAUGCCAUUAAAGCUACUCUACAGUAUCUGGCAGGGGCAUGAUGUCCCUGCUAUAUACAUUGAUUUACUAUUAAUACAAGCUACAAAAUCCAGCUGUUAUUAUCUUUAGUUAUCCCUCGACACUUCCACUGAGGAGAUGGAAAAUGAUCAGUCCUUAAGUGACUGAUGCAUAUAGUAUAUGCCCCAUUGUGAUGCCCCAGCUUUGAAUGAAUAUGGAUAUUAGAUUCUAGCAGGCAGAUUUUAAUUGGUUUUAAAACUGCUGUCUUGUGUUUUUUUGUUUUUGUUUAAUGAUGAUGAUGAUGAAGGUAAACUGGCACAGCCCAGAUCUGUUCUUAGCUCUCUGCAAAAAUAAAUUGCUUGGUAUUAACUACUUUUUUUUUUUUUUUGGCGUGGCCCCAAAUCCUGCAUUUUUUUCAAACUGGGAAC
Messenger RNA from Polyodon spathula (Mississippi paddlefish), 4175 nucleotides. RefSeq names its product polypeptide N-acetylgalactosaminyltransferase 18-like. The coding region runs from base 346 to 2172 and encodes 608 amino acids. The record is from RefSeq and is a predicted model, not a curated record. NCBI's taxonomy places the organism in Eukaryota, Metazoa, Chordata, Actinopteri, Acipenseriformes, Polyodontidae. Gene Ontology annotation, cellular component: Golgi apparatus. The transcript has 11 exons.